AUGAAAUCAGAACUAGAUAGCGAAGACUACACGAGCUCGGAGGAGGAUAGCUACUACACGAGCUCGGACGACGAUGACUACUCUACGGACUCAGAGGAAGAUUACUACAGCGACAACGGCACAGAUAAAGCAACCUAUGGAGGCUUCAGCACUGGGGAACACAAGCACCAAUUGAGGUUACCCAGCGACGGCGGCAUCCGGUAUAUCAACUCCCCUAGACCCAGCAAAAAAACUGUCAGCUUCAAACCCGUCGAAGUCCAACCCUUCAGGCACACGAGGCUGAAACGCCCAGAAAAGGAAUUGCGACUCAUCAAAGUCGAGAGCUGGAAAGGCACCGGCCCUAUACGAUGUUCGAUGAAAGCUUUCAACCGUAAGGUCGCGAGUAAACGAACUUUUCGCGCACUGUCGUACCACUGGGGCUCACCCUCGCCAUCAUUCACCAUCCAUAUCAACGAUCGCUCGUUCUCCAUCGGCAAGAACUUGUAUGAAUUCCUGGAGCACGCCGCAAAGAUGAAGGCAGCCCGUGUUUCAGGAUGGGCGACAGGGACAUACUGGAUAGACGCAUUAUGCAUCGAUCAACAGCACGAAGUAGAGAAAGCCACGCAGCUUGCAUACAUGCGGCAUGUAUACAGACGAGCUUCCGAGACGAUCAUAUGGUUGGGUCCCGGGGGCGCUGGCGUAGCACAAGCCAUGCAGUACAUCAAGUCACAAUCGCACGCUGUGAAGAAGGCACUCUCCCAGGACAACAUGAGUGUACUUCUUACCGGUAGCCGCGACGAUUUGCUGGAUGACAGGAACCUCGUAAAAGCUAUAGGAGUGCUUCUGAGCAGUCCUUAUUGGGAUCGGGUAUGGAUCUUACAGGAGAUUGCAGUAUCCGACAAGGUGCGGCAGACGACAGGUUCGACGCGGGAACGAGUUCGUAUGGUUUGUGGCGAGGGCGAAGUUGCCUGGUCGAAGUUUCUUCAAUACGCGAUUUGCAUACCGCUGCUGGACUUCCGCCAUGACGAAGAGUACAAGGUUGCUGCGGUGCAGAGACGGUUGAAGAAGAAACAAGCUGUGUGGCUGAUAUCCUACCUCCACGGGGCUCACAAUAACACAGUCCCUGGAUUGGAGGUGAUCGACAAAGCGCAAGUGACUUUGGGUCUUCUGAUCUAUCUUUCGGAGCGUUCGCAGUCAUCACGAAGUCAAGAUUAUAUAUACUCAUUGUUGGGUCUGGUCAAGCACGGUCCCGGCAAAGACUUGACACCCUCAAGCAAUCGAUCCGGGUGCCAGGUCAUCUGUCAAGCGAUAAGACGGCUGAUGGAUCAAGGAAGAAUCUUCGACGGGGAACAAAGUCACUAUGGUAGGGCUGAGUAUUACCAGGCUCGACUGAGGAAGCUGGCGGCGAAGGCAAAACACCAACCCCUAGUAAUAGGCUCCAAGAUCGAUGCAAAACGAAAACGUUGCUCGGGUCCCUACUACCAUGGUUGCGAAGAUUCUUGCGAUGCACUGGACGUGUGUCGCCAAAUGGCCGGAGCACUGUAUGCAGGUAGGACAUUACUGAUUGUCCGAUUUGCGGGACAGUCACUUGAGAUCGGGCGCGAUAAGACCGAUCGCAGACCUUUGAGCAAAAAUCAGCUAUACAAAAAUCAGCUAUGA
This is a messenger RNA of Didymosphaeria variabile, 1638 nucleotides long. RefSeq lists its product as uncharacterized. The transcript is spliced from 2 exons. The record is from RefSeq and is a predicted model, not a curated record. The coding region runs from base 1 to 1638 and encodes 545 amino acids. NCBI's taxonomy places the organism in Eukaryota, Fungi, Ascomycota, Dothideomycetes, Pleosporales, Didymosphaeriaceae.